CAAAUUAAAAAGCCUAAAAAAAUUAAAAAGCUGUAUAAUACGCUUAUCGUUAUUCAUUUAACGCAUAUAUAUUUUAUAUAUAUAUUUUUUUUCUUUUUUUCUUUUUUUGUUCGACUUCUUAAAUUAUUUUGUUCUUCAUAAACCUAUAUAGUUACAGUAUAUUUUUUUUUAUUUAAGAAAUCUUAAAAAUAAUGUCGCAGGCCGGGAAAAAAAAGACAAAUGAAGUUUUUGAAGAAAUAAAUACUUCCCUAUCGAUAUCUGACUUAGCAACAUAUUAUUAUUUUAAUUGUGAUAAGUUGAUAAAACUCAUGUCAGAUCGAAAUUACGAAAGACAAAAAUCACAAGAAUUUUCAAAAAAAAAUAAAUAUGUACCUAAAACGGUUGAUUCAACAUUACGUGAAGCUUUAAGACGUCGUGGAGAAAAAUUUGAAUCAGAUAUUAAGGAUAAAUUAAAUAAUGUGGUAGAUUGUCGAAACGUUUCACCUUAUGAGGCUAAAAAUAUGUUAAUAAAAAUAGAAGUUGGUCAAACUUUAUACCAAAUGAAAUUUAUAGUACCCGAAGAAUUUUAUGAAAAAAUGGGUAUAAAAGAUAUUAAGUUAAAACCUUUUGUACCUGAUUUUAUUGAAGUUAAAGAAGAAGAUGGGGAGAAAAAAUUGAUGGUUUAUGACGCAAAGGCUUCAAAAACUGCACAAGAUACACAUCUGUUUCAAGUUGCUUCAUAUGCAUACCUUCUCAAUUUUGUAGUUCAAAAGAUUUGUGGACUUAGUAUUUCGCGUACGGGUGGAAUUUAUUUACUACCUUUCCAACUAUAUAAAUUUCGUGUGGACUCAUUGUUUUCAAAAAUAGAUGAAUUCUUUCGCAAAGAGUUACCUAAUAUUUUAAUUAAAGAAACUGUACCUUGGCAUUAUAACUUGAGAUGUAAAACUUGUGAAUUUGUAGAUGCUUGUAGAAUAGAAGCUGAAGGUUCUAUUGCGAUGAUUCCUUAUUUACCGCUUAAGAAAGCUGAGGAGUUGAAAUCUUUUAUACCAGAACGGAAAUCAGGUGAUGAUGUUGAUAUUGAAGAUUUGUCAAAUUACUUUAAUAAAUUAAAUAUUGAAGAUGAGAACGCAAAAUCCAGUGAUAAAGCCAUAAUAAACAAGAGAAUUAAACAAAUCAUUAAAUAUGAUGAAAAAUCGAAAAGUUCACCAUAUUUUAAAGCUAUAGAAACAAAAAAAGCACAGUUUAUUGGGAUUGCAACGGAAAAUUUUCCCAAAACAACAGAUCAUAACUUGUUGAUUGCGAUGUCUUUGGAUCCUUUCUUAUCACGUCCUUUUGGAUGGGCAAUAUGUCUUUAUUCUAGUGAUGGAAAAGUUAUAUCAAAUUUUAGACGUUCGGGAUCAUCUUUGAAGGAUAAUGAAUCUUUAAAAUCAUUCGUCUCUCUAAUGGAUAAGUUCGUAACUACAUUGGAAAAAAUUUUUGAAUACUUAGCAAAUCUUAAAUCUAAAGCUUGCGUCUUUAUUUUUUCUGAACAGGAAAAAAAAACUCUUCACGAUGCUUUGCUGAAAAUCAUUUCUAUGGAUGAGGAUAAUAUUUCAAGUGCAACGCAACAUAUAGCUGUGAGGUGUUUAUAUAAUUUAUUUGAUAAUUCGUCAUUUUUAUUAGCUUCAGGAAAUAAUAAUAGUGAUAAUAAUACGGAAUUUCCAAAUGAAUUACGAGAAUUUCCAAGAUUAUUUGUUUUAGAAACUGCGAUAAGAGCAAAUAUUGCAAUUCAUGUACCUGGAUUUUACCGCUUUAUUGAUAUAUGGGAACAAUUGGUGAAGCCAAAAUUAAAGGAUGAGAAACUGUUAAAUUCAUUGGAACAACAUAUUAAAGAUAUCGACUUAGAAGAUAUUUAUGCUAGAUGGGUUUCUUCGCAAAGUUCAAUAUCAGAAAUUAAUGCAGCUCAGUUACUUAAAGUUGAUUUUGGAAUUGCUGUAAUAAGUUCUUAUUAUGAACUUCUUAACGAAUCAACUAAUGAUGUUGAUUUAAAAUUGUUAUUUACUCCACCAGUUUUUACGUUUACUGAAAUUAAAGCUUUUGAAAAUAAUUAUCUGGGUAAACUAUAUUUUUUUAAACAAUUUGAAGCUAUAACUGAAUGUGCUCGUACUAGAUCCAGUAGAAUUAAUGAUUUAAUGCAAGGUGAAACUGUAUAUGGAAUUCGACUAAAAUUUAAGGAAUUUACUAAUAUGAAAAAAGAUGUUGCGAAAUUUGUUAUUUUAAGUAACCAAAAAGAAGUUAGUGUAUUAGAACCUAAUAGUACUUUUAAAGAUUUUAUCGUGGUUAAAGAUAAUCCGGAGGACGUCCUAAAAGCAAUCCAUUUUCCAGAUAUGAAAUAUCGAGAUAAAUAUUCGUAUCCUUUAUCGGUAGUAUGUAUUAAGGAAGUUGAAAAUCAAGAUCCACAAACACAGAUAAUUUAUUUAAAGGGAUCCUUUAUGGAGGAGCUUAUUGAAAAUGAAACCUAUCGCCUUUAUAAACGUUAUUUUAACUUCAAUCUCGAUAAAAUAUUAACAAUUCUAACUGAGAUAGAUGAACAAGAUGAUAAUAAGUCGAUAUUUUUGAAUCUUUUAAAAGAUCCUAAUGCAUGGGGUUCUUCCUUAAUUGAAGAACAUUUUGGAGAAGUGGAAAAUACAGCUUUGAAGCUACAAGAUUCUUUUUCAAUGUCUCCAUCACAAAAAGAAAUCUCGGAUAAAUUAUUACUAGGAAGAAGACUUCAAAUUAUAUGGGGACCACCAGGUUCCGGUAAAACACAUUUCCUUGCAUUGUUUACCACGUGGUACUUGAGUACUGUUAAGACGAGUAAUUAUAUAGUUGGUGUAACAGCUUUUACUAGAGCUGCUAUUGAAAAUUUAUUGGAUAGAAUUUCAACUGUACAAAAAAAACAUCACAAAAUAAAUGAUUUUUCUAUCAUUUAUUUAGUGAAUGAUUUGAACAAGCCUUCAACUGGAACAAAAUAUAAAGUAGAAGACUUACCCAAUAUUAAUGAUAUCGGAAUUCCUGGAAAACCAAUUGUAAUCGGAGGUACAGUUUGGGACUGGUUUAAAGUAAGAAAGAAAUGGAAAUCUGAUUGGGCCGGAUGUGACAUAAUGAUAAUUGAUGAGGGUUCUCAGUUAUUAGUUUCAGAUGCUAGCAUUCCUAUUGAAUGUAUAAAUCCGUAUACAGGAAAACUGAUUGUUGCUGGAGAUCAUAAGCAACUUGGUCCUAUUAUUCAAAAUACAUAUCCCGUAUUUCCUCCUGAUCAUCCUCUCAUAUUUGGAUCUAUUCAACAAUGUUUAAUGCGUAAAAGUGAUGGUUCCGUUUUUAAUGAGAAAGCUUUCUUUUUGAAAAAAGGGCAGAAGCAUGACUUUGGACCUCUUACUCUUCAACUCAGAGAAAAUUGGAGAAUGAAUGAUGAAUUAAAUGGGUUCUUCCAAAAGAUUUAUAGUGAUGAUUAUAUUUCAAAAAAUCCAAAUCUGAAGCUAGCUUUUGAUAAUUCAAAAUUAGAUCAUAUUAAAAAUCCGUUAAUUCAAAGAAUUUUAUCUCCAGAUCCAGCAAUUACAUUAGUAAAACUUUCUCUAGAUAAAAAUAUUGAUUCAGCAUCUAGUUUAUUAUCUACUAAAUUCUUACAAAUCGAAGCUGACGCUGUAGCGAAAAUAGCUUCAGAAUUUUGUGAUACAUUAAAAAUAUCACAAGGAGAAAUGAAGAAACCAUCCUUAUUUAUAGUAGCACCAUAUCAUCGACAACGUCGUGCGAUUCAAUCACGUCUAGUAAAAUAUUUAAAUGAUCAAUUUAUUAAUUUACAAAUUAAUACAAUAGAAAAAAUGCAAGGACAAGAAGCAGACCUUGUUAUAUCUUGUUUUGGAUUUAUAAGUUUAAGUGAAAUUCCACAAGAAACGGAAUUUUUAUUUAAUAUAAAUAGAUGGAAUGUAGCUAUAAGUAGAGCAAGAUGUAAAGUAAUAAUUGUUACUACUAAUGAAAUGUUACAUCAUAAAAAUAUAGAAAUAUUUGCUAAUGAGAAAACAAAAAAAGGAUGGGCAUUUCUUAGUAUGAUAGAAAAAUGGGUACAAGAUAAAUAUAACGAAGUUGAUGAAGAGGAAAGAAUGAAGAAUAAAAAUAUUAUUGAAUGGUUGUGAGGUUUUAAUGAUAGUGAUAGUAUUACUAUUUCUAAGAAAAGUCAAAAGAACCAAGAGAGUUUAGAGAGUCAAGGAAGUUAAGGAAGUCAAAAAAUUUAUAGUUAAAUAAUUAAUGAUAUUUUACCAAGAUAUAUUUGUCGUGCCUCAGGUGUCAAUUUGCGUCGGAUGAUAACUGACGUGCGGUCAAAUGUAAAUUGAUGCCUGACGAGUCCUGACGUACAUCACCUGUAUUACUAAACACUUUCUUUUAUUAAUGAAAUUACUUUUUAUUAUAUAAAUAAAAUAUAAUUUAUACAUAUUAUGAAAAUUUUAU
Messenger RNA from Rhizophagus irregularis DAOM 181602=DAOM 197198, 4440 nucleotides. RefSeq lists its product as uncharacterized. The record is from RefSeq and is a predicted model, not a curated record. Lineage: Eukaryota; Fungi; Glomeromycota; Glomeromycetes; Glomerales; Glomeraceae.